AUGUCUCAACAAGGGCCACCCCAUAGGUUCGACCCAGACGACGGAAGGGUGUUUGAUACCAUCCAGGCCCUCAUCGAGGACUGGCAGGACCAUGUGCCCUCCAAUCAGUUCCAGCAGUAUGGGCCGAUUGACCGAUAUCUCAACCUCAAGUUCUCGAGGGCGGAUCAUUUAGUAAAACCUCAAGCGCUCUUCCGAAGAACACUCAAAGAGCAUGAGGCUAUUCUACGAGAAGCAGUGUCUUAUGAUGACGAUGAUUACCUCGUCUACACCGAGGCGGAGCUUCUGCGAGAUAUCGCUACCCUUGGAUUAGAGGGGGAAGUUGAUGAUGAAAAUCCCGCAUCACCCGCUCGCCGGCGAUCGUUUUUGGAGGCGGGAGAUGCAUACAACAACAAUCCACUGCAACACGAUAUUGACGAUGAUGGGACCACCGAUGCGACCUGGAAGGAGGAGCCGGAGGAUGUCUUGAUGGAGGCUGCUAAUGUGAGCUUUGACUCAACGUCGAAUAAUCCGGUUGUUACCGGCAAGGAGGGCACGAAGUUCCCAGACUUCGUUGUAUGCUCGUUCUACCGGCCACGCAUAAACGUAAAGGAUAAGGUUCGUGUGGUGAUGGAGAUUGCCUCAGCAGGCAAGGAUGAGAAAGAGACGAAUCGGACAAAGAAGCUUGUCAUGCAACAGCUGCUCAGGUACAUGUACCGACUCGGAAAGGAGGGCGACCGAUGGACAGUCAAGGCUGUGGGCAUCGCUAUGGUUGGAACCGAAGUCGCCUUCUACGAUGUCGGUAUUGAAACUUGGGAGCACUACAACUCAUCCUGGUACAGCUUAUACGGGCAGGAGUUCCUUGAUCGCAUAAAUGAAGCUACAAACUGGACUGCUCACUAG
Molecule: messenger RNA, 879 nt
Organism: Coniophora puteana RWD-64-598 SS2
Lineage: Eukaryota; Fungi; Basidiomycota; Agaricomycetes; Boletales; Coniophoraceae
Exons: 3
Coding region: 1-879 (292 amino acids)
Source: RefSeq, a predicted model, not a curated record